GUCUGAAGCAAUUGUUUAUGAUCCUAUGCACAAAAUACUUGACGUCCAUUUAGAUAGACUUCGAGCGUGGAUUACAGACAAGCGUACAGACGAUGAGCUGCGUGAAACCUUUCAUGGGAAAAAAUCGAAGGCUUUUUUCAGAGACUUGUUUAUGUGUCGCCGGUGGUUGUCGGAUGAGCAUUUGGAUGCACUUUUUCUUUUCAUUCGCUUGAAGAUUAAGGCAGCCGGGAUACCUUCUUCUCAGAACUUCACAACUGCGGACACAAUCUUUAUGCGCAUUUUAGUUUCGAAGUGGCCCCUAUACAAAGAAUGUAUUAAAGAGAAUCGCCCGUUUGACUGGGACGAAGAGUAUAGGUUGGUUGACUAUGUUGUCGGGUCAAAAGUGGACUUCCAAGAUCCUUGGGCAAGUGUUGAUUACGUUUACUCUCCAUUCAAUGUCCAUGGCAACCAUUGGGUUCUAUUAUGCUUGGAUUUGGUAAGUUGUCAAGUGAAGGUAUGGGAUUCGCUUCCGUCACUUACAACUGCCGAAGAGAUGACAAACAUAUUACUGCCCAUUCGACAGUUGGUGCCAAAGUUGUUAGAUAGUACUGGCUUCUUUGAUAGGAGAGGUAGAUCAUCGACAUACAAGGAACCUUGGCCAGUUGUCAUUGUUGACCCAAUUCCACUUCAACGAAAUAAUUGUGAUUGUGGCGUAUUCGCAAUUAAGUAUUUUGAGUACAUAGCUGCUGGUGUUGGUUUAGAUACAUUAUGUCAAGAAAACAUGUCAUACUUUAGAAAACAAUUAGCAUUUCAAGUAUGGACCAACACUCCUAUGUAUUGAAAUAUUAACAUAAAUCACAAGUAUCAAUUGGCUGUUCUAUUA
Messenger RNA from Cucumis melo (muskmelon), 862 nucleotides. RefSeq lists its product as uncharacterized. The transcript is spliced from 3 exons. Gene Ontology annotation, biological process: proteolysis. The record is from RefSeq and is a predicted model, not a curated record. The coding region runs from base 26 to 820 and encodes 264 amino acids. Gene Ontology annotation, molecular function: cysteine-type peptidase activity. Lineage: Eukaryota; Viridiplantae; Streptophyta; Magnoliopsida; Cucurbitales; Cucurbitaceae.